UCGCACCGAGAGGGCACAGAGUCUCUCCCCGGCUGGCAUUUUCUCCUCCUGCCCCGCGCUUGGACUACCUUUCCUCCCCCCCUCCCCUCCCACACUCUUUACCAUGGACGGAAAGUUCACUUCUCUCCACGCCCAGGCGGCCUCCCUCUCCAUCGGUGGUGAGCGCAUCUCCGGCGACGCCGUUCGCCAGCAGAAUGUCACCGCCGUCAUGGCCAUUGCCAACAUCGUCAAGAGCUCCCUGGGUCCGCUCGGCCUCGACAAGAUGCUCGUCGAUGAUAUCGGUGACGUCACCGUCACCAACGACGGCGCCACCAUCCUCAAGCUGCUCGAUGUCCAGCACCCCGCGGCCAAGGUCCUUGUCGAGCUGGCCGAGCAGCAGGACAAGGACGUCGGUGAUGGCACCACCUCCGUGGUCAUCAUCGCUUCGGAGCUUCUGCGCCGCUCUUACGACCUGGUCCGCAACAAGAUCCACCCGACCACCAUCAUCAGCGGCCUGCGCAUUGCCAGCCGCGAGGCGUGCAAGUACAUCGCCGACAACCUGACCACCAAGGUGGACGACCUCGGCGCCGACUGCCUGAUCAACGCCGCCAAGACUUCCAUCUCCUCCAAGAUCGUCGGCUCCAUCGACUCGGACUUCUUCGCCAAGGCCGUUGUCGACGCCAUGCUGGCCGUCAAGACCAUCGAUGCCCGUGGCUCGGUCAAGUACCCGGUCGGUGCGGUCAACGUCCUGAAGCAGCACGGCAAGAGCGCUCGCGAGUCCAUCGUCCUCGAUGGGUAUGCUCUCAACUGCACCCUGGCCUCCCAGAACAUGGUCCGCUCGAUCAAGGGUGCUCGCAUUGCCUGCCUGGACAUCAACCUCCAGCGUGCGCGCAUGUCCCUCGGUGUGCAUGUCGUCAUCAACGACCCGGACAAGCUGGAGGAGAUCAAGCAGAAGGAGAUCGACAUCACCCGCCAGAAGAUCCACAAGAUCCUGGCCUCCGGUGCCAAUGUCAUCCUCACCACCAAGGGCAUCGAUGACUCGUGCAUGAAGUUCUUCAUUGAGGCCGGUGCCAUGGCCGUUCGCCGGUGCCUGCGCGAGGACCUCGAGCGCAUUGCCACCGCCACCGGGGCUUCGCUCAUUUCCACCCUCGCCGACCUCGACGGCGAGGAGACCUUCGACGCGUCGCUCCUUGGCCACGCCGACGAGGUGUCCCAGGAGCGCCUGGCCGAUGAUGAGCUGAUCCUCAUCCGCGGUACCCGUGCUCAGGGGUCCUCUUCGCUGAUCCUGCGCGGCCCCAAUGAGUUCAUGCUGGACGAGAUGGAGCGCUCCGUGCAUGAUGCCCUGUGCGUGGUCAAGCGCACCCUCGAGUCUGGCCGUGUGGUGCCCGGCGGUGGCUGCGUCGAGUCGGCCCUGUCCAUCUACCUGGAGAACUAUGCCACCACCCUCGGCUCGCGCGAGCAGCUGGCCAUCGCCGAGUUCGCCCAGGCCCUGCUCAUCAUCCCCAAGGUCCUGUCGGUCAAUGCUGCCCGCGACUCGGUGGAUCUGGUGGCCCGCCUGCGUGCCUUCCACCAUGCGGCCCAGACCGACCCGGCCCAUGCGCACCUCCGCCACAGCGGCCUGAACCUGGUUGACGGUGAGAUCCGCGACAACCUGGCCGCCGGUGUUCUGGAGCCCGCCAUGUCCAAGAUCCGCAGUCUGCGCGCCGCCACCGAGGCCGCCAUUGCCAUCCUGCGCAUUGACGACCUGAUCAAGCUGGAGCCGGAGAACCCCGAGGGCGGUGCUGGCGGCCACGCCGGUCAUGGCCACUAAAUGUGUGCGCGUGUAUGUGUGUGUGUGUGUGUGUGUGUGUACAUGCACACUCACACCCACACCCACACUCUCUCUUUCUCACUCACUCACGCGCAGAGCCCCCACACGGGCGGUCUGUGUAUGUGUGUAUGUGUGUGUGUGUCUGUGCGCAUCGCUGCGCGCGCGCGCGCGCGCCGCGUCCUGUCCUUGCCCCCUCUUCUCCACCUGGUCGCUUUCCUUCUGUCUCCCUCUCUUUCUUCGAUUGUUUCGCUUGGCCGUUGUUUGUGCGGGCUGCGCCCGGCGUGCGGCCCCCCCUCCCCACCUCCCCUGGCCUCCUCUUCCUCCCCUCUCCCCCCUUUAGACCGCCCCCUCUUGUACAAGUUCGUUCUUGGGAGCAGUUGAUGUUCCGGGCAACCCCCUUCUCCGCACAGCAGCGCCUAUGUUCAUGUCCCCUCCCUUCCUCCACUAUACUUCUAAAAUAUCUUAC
This is a messenger RNA of Fonticula alba, 2255 nucleotides long. RefSeq names its product T-complex protein 1 subunit alpha. The transcript is spliced from 5 exons. Lineage: Eukaryota; Rotosphaerida; Fonticulaceae. The record is from RefSeq and is a predicted model, not a curated record. Gene Ontology annotation, biological process: protein folding. Bases 104 to 1789 code for a protein of 561 amino acids. Gene Ontology annotation, cellular component: chaperonin-containing T-complex. Gene Ontology annotation, molecular function: ATP-dependent protein folding chaperone; ATP hydrolysis activity; ATP binding.